AUGGCGGACGUGGUCGGCGGCAAAGAGAAGGGCGGGGAGCAGCGACUGGUGUCGCUGCCCCUGUCCCGCAUCCGGGUCAUCAUGAAGAGUUCCCCCGAGGUAUCCAGCAUUAACCAGGAGGCGCUGGUGCUCACGGCCAAAGCCACGGAGCUCUUUGUUCAGUAUCUAGCCACCUACUCCUACAAACAUGGCAGCGGGAAAGAAAAGAGAGCGCUGACCUACAGCGACCUGUCGGACACUGUAGAGGAGUCAGAAACUUUUCAGUUUCUUGCAGAUAUAUUACCAAAGAAGAUUUUAGCCAGUAAAUACCUGAAAAUGCUUAAGGAGGAGAAGGGGGAGGUCAAGGAGAGAGAGGAUGACAACAGUGACGAGUGUGACGAUGACGAAGCUGAAUCCUAA
Molecule: messenger RNA, 399 nt
Organism: Orycteropus afer afer
Lineage: Eukaryota; Metazoa; Chordata; Mammalia; Tubulidentata; Orycteropodidae
Gene: CHRAC1
Product: chromatin accessibility complex subunit 1
Exons: 3
Coding region: 1-399 (132 amino acids)
Cellular component (GO): nucleus; CHRAC
Molecular function (GO): protein heterodimerization activity
Source: RefSeq, a predicted model, not a curated record